AUGUCCCAAAACACUUUCCAAAUCAAAGCCGGCUUAGCCCAGAUGCUCAAGGGUGGUGUCAUCAUGGAUGUCGUUAACGCCGAACAAGCCAAGAUCGCUGAACAAGCUGGUGCUUGUGCCGUGAUGGCCUUGGAGAGAAUCCCAGCUGAUAUGAGAAACUCCGGCCAGGUCUGCCGCAUGUCCGACCCACAAAUGAUCAAGGAGAUCAUGGCCACUGUGUCCAUCCCGGUGAUGGCUAAGUGCAGAAUUGGUCACUUCGUCGAGGCCCAGGUCUUGGAGGCCUUGGAGAUUGAUUACAUUGACGAGUCUGAGGUCUUGACCCAGGCUGACAGACUGCACCACAUCAAGAAGGACGUCUUCAAGGUUCCAUUCGUCUGCGGGGCGAGAAACUUGGGCGAAGCCUUGAGAAGAAUCGCAGAAGGGGCUGCUAUGUUGAGAACCAAGGGUGAGGCUGGUACCGGUGACAUCUCUGAAGCUGUCAACCACAUCAACUUGAUCCAGGGCCAGAUUGCCCACGCCUUGGCUUUGACUACUGACGAAGAAGUCGAGGCUUACGCCAAGGAAUUGAAUGUCUCGUUGGUCUUGUUGAAGCAAUUGAUUGCUGACAAGGGUAAGUUCCCAGUUGUCAAUUUUGCUGCUGGUGGUGUUGCCACUCCAUCGGACGCGGCUUUGUGUAUGCAAAUGGGCUGCGAUGGUGUCUUUGUCGGUUCUGGUAUCUUCAAGUCCAAGAACCCAGCGAAGUUGGCCAAGGCUAUUGUCAACGCUGUAACCCACUACAACGAUCCAGUGAAGUUAUUGGAGUACUCCACUGACUUGGGCGAAUUGAUGUUUGGUGUCAGCGUCGCCGAGUUGAAGCCAGAGCAGAUGUUGUCCACCAGAGGUUACUAG
Messenger RNA from Babjeviella inositovora NRRL Y-12698, 888 nucleotides. It is a transcript of the gene SNZ1, whose product is annotated as pyridoxine biosynthesis protein. NCBI's taxonomy places the organism in Eukaryota, Fungi, Ascomycota, Pichiomycetes, Serinales. Gene Ontology annotation, biological process: pyridoxal 5'-phosphate biosynthetic process; pyridoxine biosynthetic process; amino acid metabolic process. Bases 1 to 888 code for a protein of 295 amino acids. The record is from RefSeq and is a predicted model, not a curated record. Gene Ontology annotation, molecular function: amine-lyase activity. The transcript has a single exon.